This is a messenger RNA of Rosa chinensis, 360 nucleotides long. RefSeq names its product methionine aminopeptidase 1A. Lineage: Eukaryota; Viridiplantae; Streptophyta; Magnoliopsida; Rosales; Rosaceae. The transcript is spliced from 2 exons. The coding region runs from base 16 to 303 and encodes 95 amino acids. The record is from RefSeq and is a predicted model, not a curated record.
UAAGUUUGACUGAUUAUGGAGAUUUGGACUCUUAUCAGCACCCAAGAUUGUUUUAAGGCUUCGUGGAGCUUGCAUAAAUUGGUACAUUUAAAGGCCAAGCAGUCCAAUGGGGCGGGAAAUCCAGAGAACGAAGGCUGGCAAUAUUGCAUGAAGAAAGGACAGGGUCGAACUCCAAAACUUCCUUAUUUUGAUUGGACAGGGACAUUGAGACCAUAUCCUAUAUCUAGUAAGCGUGUGGUACCUUCUCAUAUUGAUCUACCUGAUUGGGCAGCUGAUGUAAGUUUUGGAAUCAUUUCUAUGUAAUCCUCAUGGUUUAUUUGCAUAGAUGCACUGCAUCUUUUGCUGUAAACAAUUGGAUGU